AUGUCCAUUCCAGAUACGCGAUCUUCUGUGGAAACGGGCGAUGGCUGGACGCCUCUAUCCAUGAACAUGACUCUGAAAUACACAAAGCUCAGUUGUGGUAUAACUGCAAUUCCACCUUUGGACAUCAACCGCAGAGUCUCUCGCCAUCUCGCUGUGGCUCGGAGUCAGACGGAUUUACUCCGGGUUCUCAAGGAGGAAGGUCUGGCUGUUGUCGAUGCACGGAAUGCUAAAACGUAUGCGACGGUUUUGGUCCUGGCAGCAGAGAGGGGUCACACAAGCAACGUUCGCUGUCUGCUGGAUCGAGGGGUUAGUGUCGAUGCCCAAAACUCAGAAAGGAGCAGUGCACUGCAGGUAUCUGCUAGAGCUGGGCGGUUGGAAGUUGUUGAGCUACUGCUGAAUGCUGGAGCUGCAAUGAAUGGGAGUGACAACAAUUCCUGGACACCGUUGAUGCUGGCGAUUCGAGAGGGACACGCCGAUGUUGUGCAGGCUUUAGUGGGUCGACGCGCAUCACUCGAGAUGCGAAAUAAUAAGGGCGGGACGCCUCUAAGUAUUGCAGUGCAAUGUGGUCGUGUGGCGGCCGCUCGGCUGCUUCUAAGUGCCGGUGCCAAGGUGGAUACGAUGGAUAAUGAGGGUAUGACCCCGUUGAUGUUCGCCUCGAGGAACGGACAACUCGCGUUGGUGGAGCUUCUAGUCACUAGAGGAGCGAGUCUAGAAUUGCACUGCAAGUCUGGUCAUACUGCACUGCAUCUCGCAGCAGGGAACGGACGACUAGAAGUCGUCCGAGAGCUGCUGAGUGCAGGGGCAGACUUGACGGCUCGUGAUCAGGUCACUGGAUUAACACCGCUAAUGUACGCAGCAGCUCAGGGCCACGCCUACAUUGUGGAAGAUCUGUUGCCAUUGUCAUUCCAGCGCGAGGUCGACGCAGUAGAGAACAAGAGCAAAGAAGGAUGUACAGCUCUGUAUUUGGCUGCGUCGAAACAACACAAAGCUGUGUGUGAAUUGCUGCUGGACGCAGGCAGAGCUGCUGUGGAUGCAGCAGAGUGGAGGGGAUAUACGCCACUCAUGGCUGCUGCUAAAAGAGGAUUUGCGGACAUUGUUCAGGUGCUGCUGAGUCGUGGAGCCACUGUCGAAGCUGUCAAUAGAGAUGGCAAUCGAGCAUUAGAGAUCGCUGCCCGUAGCGGACGCACUGCAAUCGUCCGACUCUUGCUGGAGAAUGGAGCCUUUGUCGAUGCACCAAAUCGCACGCGUGGGUACACCGCGUUAUCCACUGCUGCUCUGUGUGGCCACAUUGAAGUUGCUCAUUUGCUGUUGAGUCAUGGAGCGCGUGUCGAAGCUAAAAGUUGUAUUGGAGACACACCGCUUCUUCUCGCUGCAACUCGAGGGCGUCUCGAUGUUGUGCGUGCGUUGCUUGCCCAUGGUGCGUCACCGAACACAAAGAAUGUGGUGGGGGAGACACCAUUAUCGCGGGCUGUUGCUGGGGGCUACGUGGAGAUUGCAGCACUACUGCGAAUCGCUGCAGGCACUCGAAGUCGAGGAGCUCUCAGCUCAGCUCAAGCUCGACAAGUUACCAGCCUCAGUUAUGAAUGUUUUAUUUGAUUAGUUUGUGUUUUUAAUCGGCGUAAAAACAAUUUGGCAGAUAUGUGG
Molecule: messenger RNA, 1644 nt
Organism: Phytophthora nicotianae INRA-310
Lineage: Eukaryota; Oomycota; Peronosporomycetes; Peronosporales; Peronosporaceae
Exons: 1
Coding region: 1-1596 (531 amino acids)
Cellular component (GO): cytoplasm; nucleus
Molecular function (GO): protein binding
Source: RefSeq, a predicted model, not a curated record